AUGCCUGUCGUCGCCGCCACCUGGACGCUGCAAAGCACGCCCUCCCAAGCAGCCGAGUCAUGCUUCGGUCUGCAGCAGGAGGGCGGCGAGUCCGUCUUCGAAGACGAGCGCCAACUCGUUGACCCCAUGCACCUUGCCCCGGGGGCAACCAUCGUCAAGCUCUUCAUGCACUACGCCGGCCAGUCCCCCAAUGACACCCGCUACGCGAUGGGCACGGGCUGGCUUAUCCGGGACGACCUCCUCGUGACAGCAGGCCACUGCGCCUUCGACUGGAAGGAGGGCUUCGGCCGGGCCAACGAGGUCAAGGCCUACAUUGGAUACAACGGGAAAGGGUCGAUCGACAACCCGUCGGCGAACGUGCAGUUCCGGCACGGGGUGCGCAUCGUCACCACCGAGGGGUGGCUGCAGUCGUCCUCGAACCGCCACAACGACGUGGCCUUCAUCCAGCUGGACCGUCCCUUCACGGCGGUCACCCCGUUCCAGUUCUCCGACACCCCCGUGGCGGGCUCCGACUCGAUCGGGGUGGUCGGGUACCCUGGGGAUAUGCGGUACAAGGGCGAGCCGGGCGCGCAGAUGUACGAGGAGUUCAAGGCCGUGCAGUGGAACCGUCAGGCGGCUGCGAACCACAUGCUGGAAUAUCGGAUCGAUACUUACAAAGGUCAAUCCGGCUCCCCCGUCCUCCUCGAGAAUCAACCCCACAUCUCCAUCGGCGCCCACGUCUAUGGCGACGUAGGCAACAACUCCGCCAGUCCGAUCAGCAACAGCAGCUCCAGCACCGCGGACAACCUCGUACUCGGCAAUCCCUACACAGACUACAUUAGCGUGUUCGAGAGCUCCCAAACCUACCCCGUACAAAAGUCCGACCCGCAAACCGGCAUCCAGUACCUGCUGGUCGACCGUCUUGGCCAGCGCCAGACCCGCACCGCGGAAGAGAACUUCUGGGACGACCUCAAAGACGUCCUGCAUGUCGGCGCGCCCAUCGUCUCCGGCGCUCUGACGACCGUCAGCCCGUUCUUGGGGCCGAUCGGGGGCUCCGUGGCCGCGUUAGCUGGCACGGCCAUCUCAGCCGCGGCGCAGAAGUGCGCGGAGAGUGGGUUCGUGGAUUCCACGCCCACCACCACUACCCUUGUUAGUGGUGCCAACACCACCCUAUCUGGAGGAGGUUCGUCCCCCGGCUCGGCGCAGGAGAGUAUUCUGGCCGAAGCAGCGCUGCAAGCCUUCCUGAGAGCGGACGCGGAGAAGAUGAAGGAGCUGGGGAUCAGCACGAAGAUCAUGGUCGAGUACCAGAAGGCGGCGGCGGACGCAGAGGCGGUGGCGCCCCGGCUUCUGCCGGCGGUGGCCAUGCCCGCCGCGCUGCUGGUCGUCCAGGACGUGCUGGCGGGCACCAGCACCGAGUCCGCCAUGGUGACCUUCGGGACCGCAUCAGCGGCCAAGGUGUCUGCGCUGCGCUCGACGACAGCCACUUCAUCGUCCUCGAUGGCCUCAUUCACCGCGACGAUGGCGGGUGAGGAGAGAGAGCUUAGCGCUGAUCCCUUCACUACCCGGCUAGUCCGCGCAGCGCAGCAUUCCCCCGGAGAUGAGAGUUUCUGGAGCACGUUCAGCACGGUACUGUCGGCGGCGAGUCACGGGGUCGGCGCCGUGCAGACGGGGCUGUCGGUGGUGAGUCAGUUGAUCCCCUACACCAAGGCCAAGGGGGCGGAGAGUGCUUUCGAUUCCUUGGUUGAAGAGGAAACGCCCAUGGACCAGCAGAUGAAGAUCCUGGGCCGUCGCGCCCUGUUGGCCGGGGCGACUUUGCGCGUGCUUCGGGACUUGCCCUCGAGUCAGCUCGACCAGCUCGAACAACUCCCUCUUCCGGUUUCAGUACUGCAGCAGCAGAGUGCGCAGCAUCACGGCCUUGUGGAUGUCACUGGAGCGGAGGAGGAGAGCUUCUUCACGGCGAUCCAGUCGGCAGUGCAGAAGAUCGGGCCCUCGGUCAUGAAGUACGCCCCCGUCGUGGUCACGGCCGUGCGGCCGGUGAUCGCCGCGUUGGCGGCGCCGAAGUUGCAGCAGCAGCAGGCAGAAACGAUGGUGACGGCAUUCGGGAAUGGAGAGUCGAGCUCUGCCUCGUCGAGCGCGCGCGGAUCGAAUGGGCUGGUGGUGCCGCGCGUCGUCCGGAAGAAGACGAGUCAGAGCUUUUACGAUAAGGUUAUGGGCGCGAGUCCGACGAACGGUGUUAGUGUCCGUACUGUCGUUGUGUGA
Aspergillus aculeatus ATCC 16872 is the source of this 2238-nucleotide messenger RNA. Its product is annotated as trypsin-like serine peptidase. The transcript has 4 exons. Gene Ontology annotation, biological process: proteolysis. Bases 1 to 2238 code for a protein of 745 amino acids. NCBI's taxonomy places the organism in Eukaryota, Fungi, Ascomycota, Eurotiomycetes, Eurotiales, Aspergillaceae. Gene Ontology annotation, molecular function: serine-type endopeptidase activity. The record is from RefSeq and is a predicted model, not a curated record.